CCAAAACGGUCAUCCCCCUGCCGCACCUCCGAGCUGGGAAAAAAAUUUCUAAAUUCCAAAACGGUCAUCCCCCUGCCGCAGCUCCGAGCCGAAAAAAAAAAUAAAAAUUUAACUUUCAAAACGGUCAUCCCCCUGCCGCAGCUCCGAGCCGAAAAAAAAAAUAAAAAUUUAACUUUCAAAACGGUCAUCCCCUUGCCGCAGCUCGCUCGGGACCCGGGUCCGAACCCCGGCUGACGCCGCCGCGGGGCAUCCUGGGAGGAGCCGCCGCACCCGACCGGUCCGACCGGGAGAACCGAGUCCCAGCACCCGCCCGCCCGGAGGCCCCGCCCACCCCGGAAAGUCCCCGUCCCCCGCCGCCCGGGCCUCAGUUUCCCCCGCGGAUCCGGCGAUGGCGGCGGCGCCGCUGCUGCUCCUGGCGCUGGCGCUGCUGCUGGCGUCGCCCCGGGCAACGCGCGUGCGCGGUGACGACGGCGGCGACUUUGACCUCGCGGACGCCUUGGACCCCGAUCCGACUCCGAAGCCCGGCGGGGGCCUCUACCCGAAGCUCCCGGCGGACCCGCUGCCCUCGGACCCACACGGCGGCGGAGAUCCGACGUCGAAGCCCGGGGGUCUCUACCCGAAGCUCCCGGCGGACCCGCUGCCCUCGGACCCACACGGCGGCGGAGGCGUCUACCCCCCGCCCAGGCCCCGCCCACAGCCGCCCAGGCCCCGCCCACAGCCCAGCGACACCAAUGGCUUCGGAGGAAGUGGUGGCUAUGGCGGAUACAGCGGCGGCCAUGACACGCACGGUGGCGGCCACGGCCCUACACACCACGGCGAUGACGUAGGCGGAGCCCAGGGAAACACCGUCGCUCGCAUCGUCUCCCCGAUCGUCUCGGUCGUCGUCGUGGCGCUCGUGGGCGCCGGCGUCAGCUACUUCCGGUCCGGGCAGCGGCGGGGGUGCCUGGGGCGCAGCGACCCCGAGACCAUCUGAUGGCUCCAAUCUGGGCGAUGAUGACGACGCAGGGCGAGCAAGGCGGUGAUGUCACCUGACCCCCUGGCGUUGCAGCUGGGGUGUGAAUAAACGAAGGUCGCGCCCGCUAAAUCAUUCGUUCUUUCU
This is a messenger RNA of Alexandromys fortis (reed vole), 1099 nucleotides long. It is a transcript of the gene Xg, whose product is annotated as Xg glycoprotein (Xg blood group). The transcript has 10 exons. Lineage: Eukaryota; Metazoa; Chordata; Mammalia; Rodentia; Cricetidae. Gene Ontology annotation, cellular component: plasma membrane. Gene Ontology annotation, biological process: homotypic cell-cell adhesion; T cell extravasation; positive regulation of neutrophil extravasation. The record is from RefSeq and is a predicted model, not a curated record. Bases 389 to 973 code for a protein of 194 amino acids.